Trachymyrmex cornetzi is the source of this 862-nucleotide messenger RNA. It is a transcript of the gene Uxt, whose product is annotated as Uxt prefoldin-like subunit. The record is from RefSeq and is a predicted model, not a curated record. The transcript has 2 exons. Gene Ontology annotation, cellular component: mediator complex. Lineage: Eukaryota; Metazoa; Arthropoda; Insecta; Hymenoptera; Formicidae. Bases 408 to 839 code for a protein of 143 amino acids. Gene Ontology annotation, biological process: negative regulation of transcription by RNA polymerase II; positive regulation of transcription by RNA polymerase II. Gene Ontology annotation, molecular function: transcription corepressor activity.
UUUUUAUUGUGAAACCAAUGGAUGCUCUAUUCAGAAAAUUCCUUAGGCUACUAGAAUCAAACCCACCUGCAAACAGUCUCCUGCAUUGCUGUGUCUAACGGAAAUUUUCUGCCUUUCAGAUUCGUCUUCAGUAUACUUAUUCUGUAACGACAGUUCAGUAUCGUUACAUUAUUGUUGUCCAGCUUUUUUUACCAAGUAUACUAUCUAUGUAACCACAAUAUAAUGAUAUCGACACUGUUGUUAAAAAUUAUAAAAUCAGGGUACAAAUCUCCAGAGAUGUGCAAAUUACAUGGCACAGUUUCGGUGGGAAAAUAUUGGAGCAUCUUGUCUGUAGUUCAGAUUUGUCGCCGUGCGAUUUUCAUAUCUUUGGGGACUGAAGAAGAAUUUAAAAGUGCAAGAGCUUAAUUAUGGAUCCACAAAUUCAACAGAAGAUCUUACAAUUUGAGACCUUCAUAAAUGACGUGCUGAAAGCCGAUCUUGCAAAACUAGCCGAAAAGCUUGACACUAAACAUGCUGACGUCGCCGAAUUUUUACAAUUGAAAUCAGUGAUAACGACGUUUCAAAAUACAAACGUUGAAAAAACUGGUUUCAAGACCAAAGUUGAUAUUGGAAAUAAUUUCUUUAUUCAAGCACAUGUUCCAGAUGCUUCCAAGAUCUUAUUGGAUGUUGGUUUAGGACAUUAUAUUGAAUUCACUUUGAAUGAAGCUUUAAUCGUUAUAAAUAUACGGAUCACGUUACUUGAGCAACAAAUAGCGAAUUUACGGAAAGCGAUUGCAAGAACCAACGCUCAUAUUAAGUUAAUUCUUAUUGCUAUUAGAGAUUUGCAAGGAAUGAGAUAAAACAUUUGAAAUACUGUUGGGAC